Molecule: messenger RNA, 5939 nt
Organism: Anopheles funestus (African malaria mosquito)
Lineage: Eukaryota; Metazoa; Arthropoda; Insecta; Diptera; Culicidae
Gene: Uba1
Product: ubiquitin-like modifier-activating enzyme 1
Exons: 7
Coding region: 815-4123 (1102 amino acids)
Biological process (GO): protein sumoylation
Cellular component (GO): cytoplasm; SUMO activating enzyme complex
Molecular function (GO): SUMO activating enzyme activity
Source: RefSeq, a predicted model, not a curated record
CUUGUUCUUUCCUUCCACACAUCAAUAGAACGAUUUUGCAUUUGGAUUCGUCCGCAUAUCAUCUCACUAGUUUUAGCAAUGACCAUCGGUUUGCCAUUUGCUCUGUGUUUUUGUGUGUGUAAAUGCGUCUGUGUGUUGGGAACAGAGUCUGGAAUUUAAGAACAGUGUCAUUUCUUUUUAUAACACGUAAAUUAUUACAUUGCCAUAUGGAUGCUGUUACCAAAAUGUGUGUGUAGUGGAAAUUGCAAUCGAAUGCAGGCUUUAUGCAUGUUGCAUUUGCCCGACCAUCAUCGCAUUCGUUUUUCGAGAUGAUCUAGCAAAGGGAAGAAAUGGACUGUGACGUUUAAACAUGCUCAAAUGAUGCCGGCAGCAGCUUCAAUCAAAGAAGGCCAUUGCUAAUUUUCGGCAUACUGUUGGCAGGGGGUAUUGUACAAGUUUGGCCGGCGUGGGCAAAAUGUUUGGAAUCUAUUAGGACCACAAUUGUAGCUAGAACUAUUUGGCAAGAAGCACCGUGCGAAGGGUGAAAUAGAAAAGAAAAUUUCUACGGUUGCUAGAUUCGAGCGGUGUGUGUGCGUUCGGAAACGAUCUCCGGUGCGAGUUGAAGUUGGCUAGGAAACCGAAUUGUAACCUCAACCAUCAUACGGCACGGGUGCAGAAUAGGCAAAAGACGCUAAGCAUCGCCCGGCAGGCAGGCAUAAAGGCGAGAAAACGCGAAGGCGUACGCGGACAGUUGGAAAACAAGGAGGGAAAGUAACCAUCUCCAGUCAUCCUCCUUCUCCUCCGUCUUCGUCACGGACGCACCCGGUUUGGCUUAAUGUCUAGUGGUGAGUUUCGUGACAGCUUCGUCGAUCCCCCAGCCGCCAAAAAGCGGAAGCUGCCAUCGCCGACGCCGUCGCUGACACAGCCGCCCGAGCAGCAGCACGAGCAGCCGCCGCAUUCGUCAUCGCCUGCGAUAGAGCGCUCUGCACCAUCAUCGGCCGCAGCCGCUGCAGUAGUAGUAAUGGCGACGUCCAAUAACAAUGGCUCCGCUCCCGUGCCGUCCGUGGAGAACAAUUCCGGCGGUGGUGUUGCUGGCGCUGGCGCCCAGGAAAUCGACGAGGGCCUGUACUCGCGCCAGCUGUACGUGCUCGGCCAUGACGCGAUGCGUCGUAUGGCCCGUUCGGAUGUGCUGAUCUCCGGGCUGGGUGGGCUUGGUGUCGAGGUUGCGAAGAACGUGAUUCUCGGUGGAGUGAAAUCUGUCACGCUGCAUGACACGGCGGUUUGCACGGUCGGAGACCUGUCGUCGCAGUUUUACCUGACCGCGGACGAUGUGGCCAAUGGACGGAACCGUGCGGAGGCAAGCUGCCACCAGCUUUCCGAACUUAACCAUUACGUACCGACGGUGGCCUACACGGGCGAGCUGACCGAGGAGUUCCUGCAGAAGUUCCGGGUCGUGGUGCUGACGCUGACCUCGCCCGCCGAACAACGUCGGGUAGCGGAGAUUACUCAUCGGCACAAUAUCGCCCUGAUUGUGGCUGAUACGCGCGGCCUGUUCGCUCAGGUUUUCUGCGACUUUGGGGUCGAUUUUACCGUGUACGACCAGAAUGGGGCUAAUCCGAGCUCGGCCAUGGUGGCCAGCAUUACCAACGAUGUCGAGAGUGUCGUUACGUGCGUGGAUGAAACGCGCCACGGUUUCGAGGAUGGCGAUUAUGUUACCUUCACGGAGGUUCAAGGAAUGACGGAGCUGAACGGAAUGGCUCCGAUGAAGAUCAAGGUGCUUGGUCCUUACACGUUCAGCAUUGGCGAUACCAGCAAGCUGAGCCCGUAUUUGCGCAGUGGCAUUGUAACGCAGGUGAAAAUGUCGAAGCAGAUGAGCUUCAAAUCGUUGGCCGAGGCGGAAAAUGCUCCCGAGUUCAUUAUGACCGAUUUUGCAAAGUGGGACCAUUCGACCAAUACGCAGGUUGCUUUCACUGUGCUCGGUCGCUACCAGGAGCAGCAUGGCCGUUUGCCCCGUCCAUGGAACACAGUGGAUGCAGCGGAAUUCGUGGAAAUGUGUCGCAUGCGUGCGAAGGAACUAUCGAUCGACGAGCUGAACGAAUCUAUGUUGACCAAGUUCGCGCAGGUUUGUGCUGGUGAUUUAUGCCCCAUGAAUGGUGCGAUUGGUGGUAUUACUGCCCAGGAAGUGAUGAAAGCUUGCACGGGCAAGUUCACGCCGAUCUAUCAGUACUUGUGCUUUGAUGCGAUUGAGUGCCUGCAGGAGGCUGACCUAACGGAGGAAGAGUGCGCACCGAUCGGUUCACGGUAUGAUGGACAAAUUGCCGUCUUUGGUCGCAAAUUCCAAGAUGUCUUGGGUAAGUUGAAAUACUUUAUCGUCGGUGCCGGUGCGAUCGGUUGUGAGCUGUUGAAGAACUUCGCCAUGAUCGGGGUAGCGUCCAGCGCGGAUGGAGAGAUCAUUGUGACCGAUAUGGAUCUGAUCGAGAAGAGCAACCUUAACCGUCAGUUCCUGUUCCGACCACACGAUGUACAGCAGCCAAAAUCGCGUGUUGCCGCCCAGGCAGUCAAGCGUAUGAAUGGUGACAUAAAGGUGACAUCGCACGAGAACCGUGUCGGACCGGAAACGGAGCGGUUUUAUGACGAUACGUUCUUUAACCGGUUGGAUGGUGUAGCAAAUGCACUGGACAAUAUUGACGCACGUAUCUACAUGGACCGUCGCUGUGUGUAUUACCGCAAGCCAUUGUUGGAAUCGGGAACGCUCGGAACUCUCGGCAAUAUUCAGGUUGUUGUACCGUUUUUGACGGAAUCUUACAGCUCUUCGCAGGAUCCGCCAGAAAAGUCGAUUCCGAUCUGCACAUUGAAGAACUUCCCGAACGCGAUCGAACACACAUUGCAAUGGGCGCGUGACACGUUUGAGGGUAUCUUUAAGCAGGUUGCCGAAAAUGCUGCUCAGUACAUCACGGAUCCAACCUUUAUUGAUCGCACGCUAAAGCUGCCUGGCGUUCAGCCACUCGAGGCACUCGAAUCUGUGAAGAAAGCACUGAUUGACGAUAGACCGAAAUCAAUUGAAGACUGCGUAAAAUGGGCUCGUGUUUACUUCGAGGAGCAGUACUCGAAUCAAAUCCGUCAGCUGCUCUUCAAUUUCCCGCCCGAUCAGACGAGCUCCACCGGGCAACCGUUCUGGUCCGGACCGAAACGUCUCCCGGAGGCUAUCACUUUCGAUCCGGAAAACCCAUUACAUCUUGAUUACAUAUUCGCGACGGCCAACUUGAAGGCAGAAGUGUAUGGCAUUCGACAGCAACGCAACCGGGAUGUCAUUAAAAAGAUGGCGGUAGCCGUUGAGGUGCCGAAGUUUACACCACGUUCCGGUGUCAAAAUUGCUGUGACGGAUUCUGCACUGCAGGCGGAAGAAAAUGGCGGUGGUGGUGGUGGCGGUGGUAUGGGUGGCGAUGAUCUCGAUCCGGAUCGUAUCAGUCGGCUGCAGAACGAACUGGCUGCAUUGGGAAAGCCCGAUUUUAGGAUCACACCGCUCGAGUUCGAAAAGGACGACGAUAACAAUCUGCACAUGGACUUUAUUGUGGCGGCCUCGAACUUGCGCGCUGCCAACUACAAAAUUCCCCCGGCAGAUCGUCACAAGUCGAAGCUGAUUGCGGGUAAAAUUAUGCCGGCCAUUGCGACCACAACUUCGCUCGUUGCCGGAUGCGUUUCACUGGAGCUUUAUAAACUGGCGCAAGGGUUUAACACGAUGGAACGCUUCAAGAACGGUUUUCUGAACCUGGCGCUGCCCUUCUUUACCUUCUCCGAACCGAUUCAGGCGAAAAAGUCGACCUACUACGACAAAGAGUGGACGCUGUGGGAUCGGUUCGAGGUGAAGGGUGAGCUAACCCUGCAGGAGUUCCUGGACUACUUUGAUCGGGAGCACAAGCUGAAGAUCACGAUGCUGUCCCAGGGUGUCUGUAUGCUGUAUGCGUUCUUCAUGACCAAGCAGAAACAGCAGGAACGUCUUAAUCUGCCAAUGUCCGAGGUCGUACGGAAAGUGUCGAAGAAGAGUAUUGAGCCGCACGUGCGUGCGCUCGUGUUUGAGAUCUGCUGUAACGACGAGGACGGCGAGGACGUGGAGGUGCCGUACGUGCGCUACGUGUUGCCUUGAAUAUUGGAAACGCUCUGCUGAAGAUAGAAUAGCGCAAAGGGAAAUAGGGGCUUGGCUGCAGGAGGUUUCGAUUAUGAAUUAAUGUUUGCUGAUACCGCAACAAGGGUGAGAUAGUGGAAGAAGAAGGGUAAGAAAUGAUGUCAGGUGGAAUGAAUACACCCAGUAAAUGCGAUGCGUAGCAAAUACAAGAAUAAGAUCAAUGUUUUAGAAUAGCGCACCUGGAACACGACGUCCUACCGACGCGGUUUAAACAUCAGAAACAAUGCAUAAAAGAUAAUCCAACAAAACAUCUCACAUUCCUGCAUACAUGUGUGCAUGGAUGUAGUAAGCAUUGGUGUUUUUGCUACUUGAUCAGCAUGGUAGCAAAUCGUAGCAACAUAUCGAGAGUUCUCCACAGCUAGAGAGCACAACUAUGAUGUGUUGCUAGACACGUUCCUAUGCAUACGUGUCGUACGCGUCGUGCCGCCUUAUUCUCUAUCGCUGCUCUUGUUAGGGUAUCACUUAGUAUUUAUUUUUCACCAAUAUUCCUAUGCCCCCUUUGUUGAUGGUGAAGCCAUGGCUUGUGUGCGAAUGCAGUGGCUGAUCUCUCGAGACCGAAAACGGAAACGAAAUAGGGAAGAUGUAAUUGAAAUAAAACACGAAAGAUGAUACACACGAAAUCGUUCGUCUGGAGGAGUAGGGAUACGGUAAUUAUACAGCCGGAUCGAACGGAAAGCAUAAUAAAAGCAUAGCUUUUUUUAACAAAAUGUUUUUUUUACGUACUUGAUGUUUGCAGUGAAUGAGGAAAAAUAGUACAGUCUGCAGGUGGUGUUGAAGCAAAGGAAUCAGAAUGUGGAGGCAGUUUGUAAUAAGAAGGAGUUUCGCGCGGUAGUCGCGUUUAAGUUGUUUGUCCGUGGUGUGGUCGCAUCGUAGGUUGAACCACAUAUAAUGGGUAGCUAAUAAAAAUGUAGCCGUCUUUAGUACAGGGAAUAGCAGCGACCUCUGUUGUUCGUGGCGUGAAGCAAAACUGUGAGCACAUUUGCGGUUGAUAACAAAACAAUUCAAGGAGAUGCGCGUCAGGUAUGGGAAUGAUUUAAUUUUAUAAUAUAGCGUGAUGUGUAUUGUUUCUCUAUAACAUGCCAGCAGAAGGUGUGCAUUCAAUUUUAUAUGUUGUACUUUCAGCGAGUCAAUGGGCAAUGGCACCUUCAUACUCAUGUUCGGUCGUGUAGUAUCUCUAACCCGUACGGUUAAGAUUGAGCAAUUAAUGAUGAAUACCUUGAAAAAAAAGCGUAGUAGAUUCCUUAAUAGAGGAGCGUUAUAAGAAUAGUAGUUGGAUGAUGGCAUGACUUAAGAAUGGAGAAUGGUAGGCCAUUUCGUAGCUGUUGUGUUGUACUCUUAAUUACAUUGAAACGUCGUGUAGUGGUCGCUGGAACGUAAAAUCGAGUGGCGCGCAAUUUUGUUCAGACAAAAAGGGAUACAUUUCACUUGCAAUUAUUUUCUCCUUCGGGUUGUUAUUUACCGCAGAAUAAACUUUUCACAUACCUUCUUCUCACCCACCAAACCAUCUCAUUUGGUACCGAUUACUUGAGUUGUCUUCUACGUAUGUGCAUGUACCUUCAGUGCGGCAUAUUAAUGGAAAAGUAAAACGAGAGUACGAAUGCUUUUACACUGUUCAAUAGACCGUUCAUUGUAUGGAUGCUGUAACAGAAAGAAAAGGCAAACAAAACACUAACCUAGCAGAAAGGAUAAGAUAUCUAUCUAUAAUCUCUGAUGUAGCAAGUGACGAAUAUGGUCGAAUGGAUUGCGUGAAAUAAAUUCAUUAUAUUUGAAAUUUAAA